Molecule: messenger RNA, 5611 nt
Organism: Trachemys scripta elegans
Lineage: Eukaryota; Metazoa; Chordata; Testudines; Emydidae
Gene: SLC25A36
Product: solute carrier family 25 member 36
Exons: 7
Coding region: 360-1301 (313 amino acids)
Biological process (GO): pyrimidine nucleotide import into mitochondrion
Cellular component (GO): mitochondrion
Molecular function (GO): pyrimidine nucleotide transmembrane transporter activity
Source: RefSeq, a predicted model, not a curated record
GCACCGCUUCUCUCCAGCCUCUCCUCUCCCAGUGCUGCGGCGCUGGUCAUGUGAACGGGGCCAGCUGGAGCGGGGCGGCAAUGUCACGUCCUGCCGGGGGCCAGUGACGGUGUCUGUUGAUGUUGGGCCCAGCUGCGUGUUCAUAAGUCCAGGUUCCUGGUUUGCUGUGGCUGCAGCCGCGGGAGCAACAACCCCGGCUGCCGUUAUCUGUGGCCGGGAGGAGAGGGUGUGGGUUCGCUCUCCACGCGGGACGCAGCCUUCUCUGCCGCCGGACAGCUCCAUGGUCAGCAGCAGUGAGCGACCUGGCUGAGCACAGGCGCCCAUCACCUCCUGUCUGCAGGGGCCAAGCAUGAGAGAGGAUGAGCCAGAGACACAGCCUGGUGCAUCUCUUUGCUGGAGGAUGUGGGGGUACUGUUGGUGCAAUUCUGACAUGUCCACUAGAAGUUGUGAAAACACGGCUGCAGUCCUCCUCUGUUACUCUCUACAUCUCUGAAGUUCAUCUCAGCACUGUGAAUGGUGCUAGUGUCAAUCGAGUAACUAGAGUAUCUCCUGGACCUCUCCAUUGUUUGAAGAUGAUCUUGCAAAAGGAAGGUCCUCGUUCUCUGUUUAGAGGGCUAGGUCCUAAUUUGGUAGGCGUUGCUCCUUCCAGAGCAAUAUACUUUGCUGCUUACUCAAAUUGCAAGGAAAAGUUGAACAGUAUUUUUGAGCCAGACUCUACCCAGGUACACAUGAUUUCAGCUGGAGUGGCAGGUUUUACUGCAAUCACAGCGACCAAUCCUAUUUGGCUAAUAAAGACGCGAUUACAGCUCGAUGCAAGGAAUCGUGGAGAAAAGCGAAUGAGUGCGUUCGAAUGUGUCCGAAAAGUCUAUCAUUCAGAUGGAAUUAAAGGCUUUUACAGAGGAAUGUCGGCCUCCUACGCAGGCAUAUCUGAAACUGUUAUUCAUUUUGUUAUUUACGAGAGUAUUAAGCGAAAACUACUGGAAUUUAAGACUGCUUCUAGCAUGGACAGUGAGGAUGAAUCUGUAAAAGAAGCUUCAGACUUUGUUGGAAUGAUGAUGGCUGCUGCCACUUCCAAAACCUGUGCCACAUCUAUAGCAUAUCCACAUGAGGUGGUACGAACAAGACUACGUGAAGAGGGAACAAAAUACAGAGCUUUCUUCCAGACACUAUCUUUGCUUGUGCGAGAAGAAGGGUAUGGAUCCCUCUACCGUGGUCUAACUACACAUCUGGUCAGACAGAUUCCAAACACAGCUAUAAUGAUGUCAACCUAUGAAGUGGUAGUCUACUUACUGAAUGGAUAGCAAAGUUACAAGGCUAUCUCUAGGAAGAUGGAAGACCAAAAGAUUGCAGUGGACCACCAAAUAUCAAUGCUAACGUGGUGGGCAGAAGAAAAUUAUCUAUCAGGAACAGGCAGCUAUGGACGAAAUAGAAGAUUGAUUAUAGGCAACCAUGAGCAAUUUGCUGCCUUAUUGUAUGAUUCUUUUGUGACCAUGUGACAAAGGAGCUGCCCCCAGGGGAAUGCCUUUAAACACAUCUUACUUCAAAAUUGCUAUUUUCUCUCCAGGUGUUAAUUUACAUGAUGCAAAACCAUGAGCUUCAGUGAUUUAGAAGGAGGGGGUUAUAUAUUGUAUUCUAUUGCAAGGGAUAGCCUUGUUCCGCUCAUAAUGUUUGGUCUUCAAUACAUUUUGUUUCAAUGUACAAUAUCCUAUUAGGGUGAGGACGAUGAAAGCAUAGAUUCAUAACUUUGUAUGUCUGAAACUUCUAUUCAACUCCAUCUGAAGUCUCAAAUGAUGAGACCGAGGUAGUAGUUGCAGCAUGCAACUCCCGUGUUACUAUCUCAAGGAAUGUGGCACAGGGACCUAAAAUAGAAUGUACUUCAAUCUCACCUUUUGUAGCGACAGAACAGUUCAAAGUUGUGUGAGAAGCUCUCAUUGGUUAACUCUGCAGGAUACCGGUCUCUUAGCAGGACUGGAAAUCCAAGCAUGCCAAUACUGAGUCCUCUUGCUUUCAUUAUCAUAGAUCUCUGCUCCCUUUUUAGAAUCUAAGGAAGACCAUAAGAUGUACUGUUACAACAGAUCAUGGAGUCUCCUCACCUGAUCUGUAAUGUGACCCACACUACUAACACUGGAAUUGCAGAACAGUCUUUAAGGAGUCUUAAUGAAGUGUUAAAUUCUAACAAGUGAACCUGCUUUACAUGAUGCAGGAUAUAUAAUGUUCAAUCAAACACAGCUUUAUGCAAGCUAGUGACUAGAGUACCAAGACUUCUCCUGGAUUAAAGGAGGAGGGCACAUACUUCACCAUGUGUAAAGCUAUAGGAAAGCACAUAGAUAAAUUCCUGUGUAGUAACAAGUUGGGAGUUGCUGUAGAUCAUUUUCAGUGAAACCCCAGCCACUUGCAGAGUGAUGGAGAAGAUGGUAAUUGAGAAUAUUUUGUUUAAACAUUCCCCUUAAAAGUUGCUUAUCCCUUGUUUUUCAACCUAAAGCUGGGUGCAAAACUGCAGAUAACCGUACAACUCUGUCCUUUCAGUUAUCUGAAUAUUCAGGCAUUGGUUUUAAUUGAUAUUUUGUAAUACUAGUAACAGAAUAAUGCAUUAUGUUUGACAGCAUAUCUUAGCUAGUUCGGUUACUUGUUCUGCCAUAACUUACCAAGUUUUCCAGAUCCAGAGUAUGAGAAAUAAGUUUCAAACUCACACGUAGACCUUGAAUACUACCAGGAUUAAAUCUGCUGCCCUUCGGAGGAGAUGUUCACAGUGAUUUUUGCGGCAGUAGCUUUCUAUCUAUAAAUGCCACUACACUGGUAUAACAAAGCAGUGCAAUUAACUCCUCUGGUGUGGUACUUCAGUAAACAUUAAACUGUGUGUUUGUGUGCAAUGGCUUUAUCUUACAAAUGACUCCUUAUGCACUUUGUGGCCUUUUUUGGCUUGUGAUUUUUCUCCCGUUUAAGAUUUUCGAUAUUGGUCAUGUGCAGUUAGAAACAGUGUUCAGUGCACACAGAUUCUUUUGAAGCUAAGUGUAUGGUUUGAUUUCCAAACACCUGUGCAGAAAAAGACAUUGUUUGCAGUAGAUCGCUAGGAUCGAUGUUCAGAUUUUUUUGGAGACUUUUAUACAUAAAAGUUUGAUGCAUACUGAACAACCAGUUUGUCUUGUUUUAUUUUCCUUUGAGCAUUGUAGUGUCCAUCAUACUACGGCAGAAAUCUUUUAAUAUAGACUUGCAAGCCUUGGUGUUAGUAAUACUCCAUAAUAACUGCCUCUCCUUUUAAGGGCCACCGUAGAGCACAAAGCACCACUGCUAUGCCCAUUCAGUAGGGGCUUGGCUGCAUUGAUGUGCUUUCCGUAGAAACUGAGUAUUCUUACCUGUUUUUUAAUACUAGAAGUAUUCUCAGUAUAGCCUGUGUUGCGCACAUUUAGACUAACCUUGGCAAUCUUUGUAUUCUUAUUAGUACAAGGAGAUUAUUUUAAAAAAAACCUCAGUUCAGAGGUUUUCCCAGUGACCUCGCUGGGAAAUCUGCUAAUGCUGUAUUACUCACAACUAGCCUUCCUGCUUCAAAACAUUAGUGGCCAGACUUCUCAGAUCUUGCUGCUGGCACCAGCAUUUAACUAACAGCAAAAGUUUAAGCGCAGUAAUGUGAAAGCCAAAAGUGGUUAUAAAGUAAAAGUUAUGUUACAAUAGCUAAUUAUGGGGAAUGAGUUACAUUGAAAACAUAUUUCUCUUCAGGAGAUAUCCAGGCAAUUCAGCUAUCGCUGAAUUUUAGAUUUAGGAAGCACACAGGCCCAAAUUCAUCCCUGGAGUUAAUGGAUAUAAUUCCCAGUUUCGAUGGGAAUUGUACCUGCGUAUUCCUCACUUUGGCUCACUAGAUCCGGUCUGCUUUCAGUGCACAUGCAUCACUUCCGUUACCCUAUGAGGUUGUGCGUGCAUGCCUCUCAGGGAGAAGCACUGAAUCUUGCUUCCAAAGGCGAGAUAUCUCAGUAGAAAGUUCUGUCUUUUAUGCUUUACUCUCCUUGUCAUCGGCUGAAGAGAGACAAUCAACCUCUUGUUCCAAUUCUUCAUGGAGUUUUAAUCCUUCAAAGACAAAACCUUUUAAAUUUCUUCAGGGGUGAACUUUUUCUGUAACAAAGAAACAGUUAAACCAAAUUGUGUGUUUUGUUUGUUUAUAAAGCUACCACAGUAUACAAAGAUACCUCUGAAUUAUUUCCCAAAGAUAUUGAAAUUCUUUACAUAGUUUUCUUGGUAUCUAUUUUGAAAGCAUACAGAGGCAAACAGAAGAUGCAUCAUUCAAUAAUACCAUUUAUUACAAAGUUGAAAGAGGAGUGUACUUUGAUGUUUUGGGUCAUCAUCUCUUACUUGAUUCUUUUAAUGUAGUUUACAUUAAGUUAUACCACCAUGAUUUCUAUCUAACAGAGUUUAAAUCUAAGUUUUAUGGAAAGGAUAACAUUUGAGAAUGACUUUACAUAUCCAUCUAAUUUAUAUAUAAACCAACAUCUUAUUUAAAUAUGAUAUAUUUUAUUUGACUUUACUCAACAGCUGGUUAGAAGUCAAGGAACGUUGUAUAAUACCGCAGAUGUCCACUUUAGCCAGAAGGUGGCACUAUAGUGUGAUAUGCUCACAGCAGAAGUGGAUCCAUGUUCCACUUAAACUUGUAUCUGGUCUUAAACAAUUCUCAGUCUUUCUACAGUAUACUAUAUAACAAGAAUAUAAAAUAAUGGCUUAUCACUGUACGUUUUUGUGGCUGGAACUUGGAAAGCCAUGACAGAAAGUCUUCAAUGGAUAGGUCUGUAUUUUAUAUCCCUCUCCAUCAAUAUCCUGGAUUUAGAAAUCCUAAUGUGCAAUGUGAAAUGUUACAAAGCAAGGUGAGUUUUGGUGUACCAACUGGAAAGUUCUUCCUAACCUUAAACUGACUGCAAGAUCUGUUGUUUAUUUUUCCCUAAUCUUUGAUUUGUUAGCAUACAUUGUUCUUUGUAGGAUCACACUAGUGAUUUAUGAUGGGUUUUUAUUUUUCUUUAUAACGAAUGACUGAAACAUCAGCCUAUCCAUAGGUCUCUUGACAUUGUACCUAUAUAGUUCUCCAAUUACAUGAGACACUCCACAUAUUUACUCUUUAUUCAAAGACAUUCAAGAAUGACAGUUUGUGCUUUAUUGCUAUUUUUAUUUUUGCCUCCUGAUAGUCACAUUUGAAACAUUCCUUAGAUUGUAGCAUUUAAAAAAAAUUACUUGCAGAGAAUUCAGAUUGGAGACACUUUAAAAAAUAUUGCUUCCUAAGUGUUUUUUAUUCUAGAAAAAAGCAAAAUACUGAAGUGUGCUAGUAAAAUUUCCAUUUUUUGUAAUACAGUUCUCACUCUGUAAAAACUGAAGUCAUGUUUUCAAUUGCUCUCUUUAAGAGAGUCUGCAAACCCUGCAUAUGUGAACAUAAUUAUGCCGUAGGAGUUGUAGCUAAACACUCACAAAUGACCAUCUGAGAAUCUUUUAACGUUCAUGUGAGGUUUGCUAUUAUUCUUGCAUACAUGUAGUUGGCUGUAAACUAUGUGCGUUUACUCUGUAUUUAUAUUAUAUGGCUAACUUUUUUUGUUUGGACUAUUUUAAACUUAAAAAAUAAAAUGAUGUGCUUAUAUUCAAA